This is a messenger RNA of Penicillium soppii, 423 nucleotides long. RefSeq names its product mediator of RNA polymerase II transcription subunit 31. Gene Ontology annotation, molecular function: transcription coregulator activity. The record is from RefSeq and is a predicted model, not a curated record. The transcript has a single exon. Gene Ontology annotation, biological process: regulation of transcription by RNA polymerase II. NCBI's taxonomy places the organism in Eukaryota, Fungi, Ascomycota, Eurotiomycetes, Eurotiales, Aspergillaceae. Bases 1 to 423 code for a protein of 140 amino acids. Gene Ontology annotation, cellular component: core mediator complex; mediator complex.
AUGGAGUCUGAGAAACCUCCUCCAACAUUAACUAAUCCACGCUUCACACUCGAGCUCGAGUUCGUUUCAUCCCUUGCCAAUCCAUAUUAUCUGUCGCAUUUAGCCGUCACCUACCCCGGUCUUCUGGGCAUCUCCCGCGCCGACGAUGACAAUGAUUCCUCCUCACCAGAUGCUCAGGCAUUUGCCGCAUACCUAGCCUACCUCUACUCCUACUGGAAGACACCUCAAUACUCCCAGUUCCUCACACACCCCGGUCCCACACUUCGAGCUCUCCGGUUGCUUCAAGAGGACGCCUUCCGUCGCGAUAUUAUCUUACCUCAAGUCAUCGAAGGGCUGGUAGGGAUCAGUGUGCCUGAACCUUCAACCGAGGCCGACACAACAGCUGCAGACGACAAACCAGACGGUCAAAAUGGAAAGACAUGA